Molecule: messenger RNA, 873 nt
Organism: Lachancea fermentati
Lineage: Eukaryota; Fungi; Ascomycota; Saccharomycetes; Saccharomycetales; Saccharomycetaceae
Source: the annotation of a GenBank genome assembly
AUGCAUUUCAAGCUCAGAACAGGCAUGCGGCUCCUCAUAGUGAAUCCAAACAGCACACAGGCGAUGACAGACGCGGUUCGUGAUCGCGUGCAGCUCUAUUUGCAACACGCGUACAGGUACGCGGGCGACGACGAUGGCAGCCCAGCAGGCGACAAAGCCACAGUGGGGGACACGCCCACGUGCGUGUACUUCACUGCGCCGGCCGACGCGCCCCCGCAAAUAGACGGCGAAAAGACCAGUCGCGAGUCGUGCGAAAAGUGUUUACCUUUGCUCUGUGCGCGCCAGGCAAACAGGCGCGCGUAUUUCGAUACGUUCGACGGCGUCCUAAUCGCGUGCUUUUCGGACCACCCGCUCGUAGCUGCGCUGCGCGCGCGCUCCGAGCACGGCACGCCGGUGGUUGGCAUUUUCCACGCCGCGAUGCUGGAGUGCGUGGCCGCGGGGGAGGCGUUCUCCGUGAUCACGUCCAACGACGAGUGGGUCGCGCUGCUAGACGCGGCCGUGGCGCGGCUGCUGGGCUGCGGCGCGCCGACGUGGCCGGGUAAGGACGGUGCGGGCGGGGCCGCCGGAGCCGCCGGAGCGGGCCUCGCGUUGUGGCGCGGGACCGUCGCGUCCGGCGUGCCCGUGCUGGACCUCCACGACGAGCGCAACUUCCAGGAGAUCGCGGGGCGGGUGCGUCGCGAAAACGUCGCGCGGCGCGGGUCACGUGUGGUGGUGCUUGGGUGCGCCGGGUUUUCCGGCAUGGAGCGCGCGUUCGCGCGCGCCAUGCCCCCAGAACAGCCCGUGCGGUUCGUGGACAGCGUGGUGGCCGGGCUAGAAAUGCUCGCGGGCCGGUGUCGGCUGCGCGCCGACUACCGCGCCGUCGUGCGUGACUGA